CUGCAAAAAAGAAAUAGCGUUAGAGUUUCUAGGAAUUCGCCAGUGACAUCUCACACCGUGCGCCGGACACCAGUCGCGUUCGAUCGAUCUGUUUCGGGAUACGCAAGUCGAUGGCCUCCAGCAAGUAACGCCACUGGGGCUGAAGUUGUCAAAGAUGAAUGGGUGAAGGAUAUGCUGAGAGAGAGCGAGAACGGACUCAUGACUACAAUGUGCAGAAGAAUAGUGGAACGCAAAACUGAAGACAAGUGGAAAUGGCUUGAUGAACAAGGCCAACUCUUGGAUGAAAAAAAUCAGCGAACGUGGAAAGUGCGAUGUUUUCCCUUGUUUCAAAAGGCCACGCAUUGGAGCCGAACUGUCGAGUGUCUACCUUCAGGGGACACACUUUUCCAAGACGUUAGCAGGCAAUACAACAACAACUAUGUAGUUGAGGUGAGUUACGGUAGAAAAAGAUCUAACAUUUUUUUGGCACACUCUUCUUCGGUAUCUCUUAUAUAA
Angiostrongylus costaricensis is the source of this 495-nucleotide messenger RNA. Lineage: Eukaryota; Metazoa; Nematoda; Chromadorea; Rhabditida; Metastrongylidae. The record is from the annotation of a GenBank genome assembly.